AUGUUUUCCAAGCUCUUCAUUGCCGUUACCACCUUGAUGCCAAUUUUGGCCAUGGCAGCCCCCCAGGUUGAUACUACCAUUCAUGCUUCCCUUUGGAGUGAACCAGAUCGAGGAGGUCCCCAACAGAAUAUCCUCGACACCAAUUGCCACGAUCUGGACCUGAACCAGUAUGCUUCUCAAUCUAUCAUCUCUGCAGAUGAGCUUUAUACUGAUGGUAUUUCCACAGCUUCCACCAUCUUGGCUCAGCGGAAACCACUCCUCCCCAUGCCUGCAAUCUAUAUGGUGUUCCCCAAUGCGGUGGACCAGUUUUGUGUACCUUUGGUUUAUAUGUAG
Aspergillus tubingensis is the source of this 333-nucleotide messenger RNA. RefSeq lists its product as uncharacterized. NCBI's taxonomy places the organism in Eukaryota, Fungi, Ascomycota, Eurotiomycetes, Eurotiales, Aspergillaceae. The coding region runs from base 1 to 333 and encodes 110 amino acids. The transcript has 3 exons. The record is from RefSeq and is a predicted model, not a curated record.